GUGAGCGUGGGCCGCGCGCUCACCGGCUGCGUGCUGUGCGCGCUCAUCGUGUCCACGCUGCUCGGCAACACGCUGGUGUGCGCCGCCGUGGUCAAGUUCCGCCACCUGCGCUCCAAAGUCACCAACUCCUUCGUCAUCUCGCUGGCCGUGUCCGACCUGUUCGUGGCCGUGCUCGUCAUGCCGUGGCGCGCCGUCUCGGAGGUGGCGGGCGUCUGGCUCUUCGGGCGCUUCUGCGACACGUGGGUGGCCUUCGACAUCAUGUGCUCCACGGCGUCCAUCCUCAACCUGUGCAUCAUCAGCAUGGACCGCUACUGGGCCAUCUCCAGCCCCUUCCGCUACGAGCGCAAGAUGACGCGCCGCUUCGCCUUCGUGAUGAUCGGCGUGGCGUGGACGCUGUCCAUCCUCAUCUCCUUCAUCCCGGUGCAGCUCAACUGGCACCGCGCGCGCGCCGAGCCGCCGCCGACGCCGUACCCCCCCGCGGAGGAGGAGGAGGAGGACGACGCAUGCAACGCCAGCUUGAGCCGCAGCUACGCCGUCGCGUCGUCGCUCGUCAGCUUCUACAUCCCCGUCCUCAUCAUGGUGGGCACUUACACGCGCAUCUUCCGCAUCGCGCAGACGCAGAUCCGCCGCAUCUCCUCGCUGGAGCGCGCGGCGCCCUGCAAGACGCGGCCACACCGCGCGUCCACGCAGGACGAGAACUCGCUGAAAAGUUCCUUCAAGCGGGAGACCAAAGUGCUGAAGACGCUGUCCGUCAUCGUGGGCGUCUUCGUCUGCUGCUGGCUGCCCUUCUUCGUGCUCAACUGCGUGGUUCCCUUCUGCGAGGCGGACGCGCCCGACGCGGCGCCGUGCGUCAGCGACACCACCUUCAGCAUCUUCGUGUGGUGCGGCUGGGCCAACUCCUCGCUCAACCCCGUCAUCUACGCCUUCAACGCCGACUUCCGCAAGGCCUUCGCCACCAUCCUGGGCUGCAACCGCUUCUGCUCCAGCUCGGCGGUGGAGGCGGUGGACUUCAGCAACGAGCUGGUGUCCUACCACCACGACAGCACCCUGCACAAGGAGGCCUGCGCCGACCCCCAGCAGGACUUCCACAAGGUCUCGCUGGUCUCGGACGACUCGCGCCGCCGCGCCGACCCGCUCCUGCCCGCCGCCCAGGACUUCCACAAGGUCUCGCUGGUCUCGGACGACUCGCGCCGCCGCGCCGACCCGCUCCUGCCCGCCGCCGUCCUGCAGUGCGAGUGCGAAGCCGACAUUUCUUUGGACAUGAUGCCCUACGGAGACUCUUACCACAUCCCGGGUCAGGUCCACUGA
Nerophis lumbriciformis (worm pipefish) is the source of this 1308-nucleotide messenger RNA. Its product is annotated as D(5)-like dopamine receptor. Gene Ontology annotation, cellular component: plasma membrane. Gene Ontology annotation, molecular function: G protein-coupled receptor activity. The record is from RefSeq and is a predicted model, not a curated record. NCBI's taxonomy places the organism in Eukaryota, Metazoa, Chordata, Actinopteri, Syngnathiformes, Syngnathidae. Gene Ontology annotation, biological process: adenylate cyclase-activating adrenergic receptor signaling pathway; positive regulation of MAPK cascade.